ACGGGAAGUACAGGGACACACUGGGAGAUCCGGAGGGCGGGGCUGGGAAAAGCAAGGCAGAUUAAUAUAAAUAAAGGCGGAGAAAACAAGUGACCCAGGAGACAGAGGAGACCCAACAUACUCGCAACUGGGGUCCCUGAAGACGGGAGCGGAAAUGACUAAGUAAAGCAAUAUUUCAAGAAAACUGGCCAAACAGGAGAUUUGACUUCAUGGAUUGAUAGGGAGUGCGGUGAGUGAGGAAAGAGCAAAGAGACACUGGUGAGAGGAUUACGAGUUAAAACGAGGUACCGUUUCCAUGGGUCAUAUAGGCAAGGACCAGACGCCUGAUCGUGCACGUGGUGGCCAGGGCGCAGGGGAAGCAGGAACUCCGAAUGAUGACAAUUCUGGACUCGGGAAGCCCACUUGUGACCAUUGUCUACUAAAGACGCUCACGUUAAGUGAGAAAUGACGCCGGCCCACGAGGUGCACCGUAUAAUUGGUGGUGACACCAAAGGGCGAAGUAACCGUGAUGGCCAUCAGUAGGGGACUGGCCCGACGAACUGUCCCAGAGGCUGCUGAUAUCAUCUCUACUGUUGAGUUCAACCACACCGGAGAGCUGCUGGCCACAGGCGACAAGGGUGGCCGGGUCGUCAUCUUCCAGCGGGAGCCAGAGAGUAAAAAUGCGCCUCACAGCCAGGGCGAGUAUGACGUCUACAGCACCUUCCAGAGCCACGAGCCGGAGUUUGACUAUCUCAAGAGUCUGGAGAUAGAGGAGAAAAUCAACAAGAUUAAGUGGCUUCCGCAGCAGAAUGCCGCCCACUCCCUGCUGUCCACGAACGAUAAAACUAUCAAGUUAUGGAAGAUUACGGAACGAGAUAAGAGGCCCGAGGGAUAUAACCUAAAAGAUGAAGAAGGGAAGCUUAAAGACCUGUCCACGGUGACGUCGCUGCAGGUGCCCGUGCUGAAGCCCAUGGAUCUGAUGGUGGAGGUGAGCCCACGGAGGGUCUUUGCCAAUGGCCACACCUACCACAUCAAUUCCAUCUCCGUCAACAGCGACUGUGAGACGUACAUGUCGGCAGAUGACCUUCGCAUUAACCUCUGGCACCUGGCCAUCACCGAUAGGAGCUUCAACAUCGUGGACAUCAAGCCCGCCAACAUGGAGGACCUCACGGAGGUGAUCACGGCGUCUGAGUUCCACCCCCACCACUGCAACCUCUUCGUCUACAGCAGCAGCAAGGGCUCCCUGCGUCUCUGCGACAUGCGUGCGGCCGCCCUGUGUGACAAGCACUCCAAACUGUUCGAAGAGCCCGAGGACCCCAGCAACCGCUCCUUCUUCUCCGAAAUCAUCUCCUCCGUGUCGGACGUGAAGUUCAGCCACAGUGGCCGAUACAUGCUCACCCGGGAUUACCUCACGGUCAAAGUCUGGGACCUUAACAUGGAGGCAAGGCCCAUCGAGACCUACCAGGUCCACGACUAUCUGCGGAGCAAGCUCUGUUCCCUGUACGAGAACGACUGCAUUUUCGACAAGUUUGAAUGCGCCUGGAACGGCAGUGACAGCGUCAUCAUGACCGGGGCCUACAACAACUUCUUCCGCAUGUUUGACCGGAACACCAAACGCGACGUGACCCUGGAGGCCUCGAGGGAGAGCAGCAAGCCGCGGGCCGUGCUCAAGCCCAGGCGCGUGUGCGUGGGCGGCAAGCGCAGGCGGGACGACAUCAGCGUGGACAGCCUGGACUUCACCAAGAAGAUCCUGCACACGGCCUGGCACCCGGCCGAGAACAUCAUCGCCAUCGCGGCCACCAACAACCUGUACAUCUUCCAGGACAAGGUGAACUCUGAGAUGCACUAGGUGUGUGCGGAGCCCCGUCGGGGACGCAGCCGUCUGGUGGCACGGCUGGGAGCGCGUCCCUCCCUCCCGGUCCCCAGGCCGGGCCGCCGCCGCUGGCCGCUGUUUGAAAACGGGAGGAAGGAGGGUUCACUGAAGCCACAGACCGUAACAUGGACGUGACCGUCGCCUCGGGGAUCAGGCCCUUCGUUCGUUAACCGCGUGCCGCCUGUCCCGAUGUUAGGACUUUGUCAUUUCCAGGAUCACUUUUCACUCCUUCCAGCAGCAACUCGCAGGGGACAGCAGGCACCCCGGGGGGCCUCACGGCCCCCCCCCCCACAUAGGGGCUUUGGGGACCAGACGACGGACUCAAACCAGCCAGCCAGGAUUCUUUUGAUUACAGACGGAGCAAUUUCCACGGUCUCUGAGCUGAGGGUCAUCCCUUUGCCUUUUGGAUCGUGGAUUCGUGCUGAGAACAGACAGGUGCGAGAUCCACUUUUAGGUUCUUGCAGUGUCUUUCAGUCCCCCAAGUCUGGCGUUCCCAGACAGGAAAGGGGACAGCGAAAGCCACCCGUGCGCGUGUGUGCCUGUUCUCACCGUUGCCCCGGCCUUUGCUGAGCGUGGGCCGGGGGGGCCAGGCACGGCGUUCGGCCCUUCACGCGUACGGAUCCGGUCCCCACUCUGCGGGGCUCUCCUGUCGUGCUUCAUGGUCAUUGGGCCCCUCGAGGGAGCUCACGCGGCUCUGUCCAUGACCCAUUCGCUUCCUCCACAAACACCAGCCCCUCACAGAGUGCCAGAUGCCAGGGAUGACAGGUGACUAAUUUAUCAGCCCCACUCGACGCGCGAGGACGCUGAGGCCCCGAGAGAACGAAAACAGUUUGGCCAACGCACGUCCUGACCGAGUGGUGGAGUCAGGAGUCCUGAGCCGGUCUUCACGCGCACCGGGCCCUUCCCAAGUCCACCACGCUGGCGGCUCGUGUUAAAGCAACGUUCUUGCCUGGAAGGUUCUGGAAACAUUAUCUUCAUCUUGUGAAGCGGGACAGAGCGGAUGGGCCAUGACGAGGGUCCGGGGAGACUCGAGCUGCAGCACGGAGUAUGGAGAAGGCCCCCGUGGUGCCAAGCUCUGUGUGGUGACUUCAGACCCCCGCCCUCUGUGGGGCACCUCGCCGCGCCCCCCGUCUGUACCCCAGCCCCUCGUUCAGGUGCACCGAGCUGCCUCCGAGGAGAUUGCAUGUUUUGACCAUUUCCGGAUACAUCUUCUUUAACGGCCUGGCCCGUGUCUCCAUAGCACCUGCUCCUGCCCCAUGGACGUGGAGACCAGCUCCGCCCACCCCACCCCGCCCACUUGUCCUCUGCACGGAAUGACAGAUGACGGGGAACCACUGGCUGGGCGUCCUGAUUCAGGAAACCGAGUGCAGAGGCCGAAGCCAACAUUUUUUUACAGGGUGUAACCCAACCCAGGAAACAGACCCACCCGAGGUUUUUCUCAGUGGAUAGUGGUGUACUUUUCUGUGCAUCAAAGCACAAAACGCAUGUGCAUUCACUUCUGGCCAUAUGAUAUUUACACAAGGAAAUGGGUCCAUCGUUCCUGUUUUGUUUUUUUUUUUUAAAUCAACAUGAAUGAAGAAUGUUUGUUUGUAUAUCACUGUAAAAUCCAGGUGACCUGGACAGUAUUAUAUGUACAUAUCUAUUCUAAUUGAAAUUAACAAUCACUGGAUUGGAUUCCUCUUUUCCCCCCUUUGUAAAGAGGUUCAAGAAUGUGGUAAAUUGUAUAGAAAUCUUGUCGAAGCCAAAAUCCAGCUCUGAGGGCCUUACACAAUUACACGGAUAUUUGGCACAAUCCCCUUCCCUUUGUGAUUCGGAUGCUGAGGGGAGACUCGAACUGCAGCGAGGACUUACUGUCAGAGCGUAGAUUUCACACUUACCCGUCUACACAGUACCACUCUUACACUGCAUUCAAAAGGAGGUCUUAAUACAGUUCCUGGUUCCUUACUUCUGUGUGAAGCUUUGGAUAGCAAACCAAAAAAGGAAAAGGAAGAAAGAUCCUAGAGGAAAAGCAUGCCUUCAGAUCCCUGGAAAAUCGUGAUGUCCAAAGCAGGUUAUGAACGACACAUGUUGUGGGGGAGGGGCAGGACUAGCCGCGGCAGACAGACGGGCCAGUAACAUAGUCACAAACUCGGCUGCUUCCUCUGUUUAAAUUUUCUGCUCUUCUUAAAUGUAUGGGCAUUCACCUAGUCCUUGUGAAGUUGUUGGGUGGUUUUUGUUUUUACUCGAAUACUCUGAGGACUGAAGUCUUGGUUGGUGUUGGACGUGUGGUAGGUAGACAGACCUGAUCACUUUGGAUUCUGUAGCUCAUGGGUGCAUUCUGGUUUCAUUCGGUAUCUCGGAUUAUCCGACUGUUGAAUAAAAUUAUAAAUAUGUUAAUACCAGCUUUUUCCAAUAAAAUAACAAACGUUACAUCGAAAAUGGGA
Herpailurus yagouaroundi (jaguarundi) is the source of this 4275-nucleotide messenger RNA. RefSeq names its product protein phosphatase 2 regulatory subunit Bgamma (gene PPP2R2C). The transcript has 9 exons. Gene Ontology annotation, cellular component: protein phosphatase type 2A complex. The record is from RefSeq and is a predicted model, not a curated record. NCBI's taxonomy places the organism in Eukaryota, Metazoa, Chordata, Mammalia, Carnivora, Felidae. The coding region runs from base 509 to 1828 and encodes 439 amino acids. Gene Ontology annotation, molecular function: protein phosphatase regulator activity; protein binding.